Molecule: messenger RNA, 1002 nt
Organism: Cylindrotheca closterium
Lineage: Eukaryota; Bacillariophyta; Bacillariophyceae; Bacillariales; Bacillariaceae
Source: the annotation of a GenBank genome assembly
AUGGAUGAGGGCGGCAGCGAACAAGACUCGGUUGAGACACUCCUGGAACAGUACCGUAUUGUCGCUGCCAACCAACAAGUGCCUCGAACGGAACGGGAGGUAUUGGAGAGACUGGUGGAGGCAUAUGCAAGAGAACCAGGUGAAGAUGAUCUUACUCUGGCCUUUGCACUUAACAACUUGGGAAUUCAGCAGCGGAAAGACGGAAUUCAGAAGCGGCGAAUCUCAUAUUUUGGUGAUUCCCUGAAGAAACACGAAAGAGCUCUUGAGAUACAGUUGAAGCUAUUGGGGGAAGCACACGUUGAUACAGCAAGGACCUACGCAAACAUCGGCAGAAAUUUUCUGGAAAAGGGUACAACCUUCGAUCGGGACAAAGGUAAAAACUUCGAAAAAGCCGAAGGAUCAUAUCGAAAAGCUCUGGAUAUCAUGAACAAGCUUCAAAUUAUUCGGCCACAAGAGUCAUUCGAUUUGACGAAAUGGAACCAGCAUCUAGUGGUAUCAUUGAAAGGCCAAGGCAAGUAUUCAGGAGCAAUAAAGACUCAAAAACUCGUACUUUCGACGCUAUUACAAAAGCACGGGGAGGACCACCAUACCAUUGUGCUGGCAUACCACUGCAUUGCAGGACUGUUGAAAGCCCAAAAUAGGUUUGACGAUGCUCUUCAGAUGCUUGAUAAAGCCAUCGCAAUCUGCUCGCGACUAGAACAACUGGGAGACUUCGACAGAACUAUAUUGGGACUAUUGCUCCGCAACAUAGCAGAAGUAAUGGAAGCCAAGGGAGAUGUGGAAUGUGCUUUGGAGUUGUUCACCAAAUUGCUAAUGCUGCAAUUGGAUACGCUUGGUGAAAUGCACCCCGCAACAGCAGAUACCUAUGAAAAGAUUACAAAAGCAUAUAUGCAGAAGGGAAUGGUGGAAGAUGGCAUAAAAAAUCUCACGAAGGUUGUAGAGAUUCGUCGACAAGUGCUUGGUGAUGAUCAUCCCGACACAAAGGAUUUACAGCUGUCCUAA